AUGGACGACUUUCAUCAUGGCUCCCCCGAAGGCGCAGUUCCUCAAGGGGGAGCCGCCGCUCCCACGGGGUCCUCCCCGCCUUCGGUACCCACCGUUGGGGGCCUCUCCUCGGGGCCCCUUCCGCGUGGAUGUUUCCAUCGGGAGAACGCGAGUCUGCCCUUGGGGGCCCCCGCCCCCAGAGCAGCAACGCAGACUUCGAUGGUGAGCGGAGCGUCCUCCGCUACAACACCUUCUGCACAGGCUGCUAAUCAGCAGCUUGGCGGGAUCACCUCAGUGCUCUCCAUUUCAGAGGCAAGAGCUUCGGUGUACAGCUGCCGCAACGCCCCCGUAGUGUUGGUGUGCGGGUGGCCUCGGGGUCUGCGGAUUUUCUUGCAUUCGCUGCUGCAGAACGGCCUCUUCAACGUUCUCAUCCUCUGCCCCCACAGCCCGAACACGGUGGGGCCCCUAGACUUGGCCCCUUAUGCCCGCUGCUGCGCCUACAUCUGCGGAUCUGCCCUUUCCAUGACGGAUCUCCUGAGGGCAGGCGCGCUGGAGGCCACCGCCGUUGCAAUUUUCUCGUCGCCUCAAGUCUCCUGGAGGGCUGACUUGAGCAGCAGCAAACUCGACACGCAGGCCCUCCUCGUGAGACGGACAAUCCUCGCGCUGUACAAACGAGGGGGCCCCCUCCCACCCCCUCAAGGCGGACUGCCUCCGGUCCUAGAGGCUCAGGAGGGGGCCUCCAUUGGCGAGUCGAACUUGUUGCAGUAUUGCGACUUUACGAUGGCGGAGGCUCCAGAAUACGAUUCCACACCCCAUGCUCGCCCCCCUUGGCUGCGGUAA
Messenger RNA from Cyclospora cayetanensis, 819 nucleotides. RefSeq lists its product as uncharacterized. Bases 1 to 819 code for a protein of 272 amino acids. The record is from RefSeq and is a predicted model, not a curated record. The transcript is spliced from 2 exons. Lineage: Eukaryota; Apicomplexa; Conoidasida; Eucoccidiorida; Eimeriidae.